CGAAGUGCGUGAAGCCUGCCUGUGCUCCGAGGGAAGGGGGGAAACAGACAGGAAAAGUAACAUACUAUGAAGAUACGUUAUGAGGAUUUAAGAUGAAGAGGGCUAAAGCCUCCCCAAAAAAAGGUCUCCGGAUCCAAAUGUCAAAUCCGAGGGAGGCUUCUUCUGUCAGGGAUCAGCAGUCUGUGACAAGUGUGUAAGAGAGGAGUCCUGCAUGACAAACCAGCUGAGCGCUCCCCACAUCACUCUGUACCACAUGAUUUUAAAUUGGUCCUCACAGGACUGAAAGCAAAAUGUGAUGACCUCAGUUUCCAUCUCCUCUCUGAGCAUGGAUAGAUGCAAGCAAAGGACCCAUGUGAGCUAAUGAGCCUAUUGCUCUUGCGUUUGGAUCUUAGGAUAGGCAAUUAUAGCAGGAUUAUGCCCUGCACUUCGUCGACCUAGUGUACGCACCAAUAAAGUAAGCACCAAAAGCUUUUAAAUAAAUCCUUUUCGGUGGAUUUUAUUGCAUUUCCUUUUUUUCCAUUGUUUGUAUGUCAGAGUUACCAGGACCCUCCUACCUUGCAUAAUGGAGUUACAGGCACGAGUGUGGAAUAAAGACUGGGCAACUUUUGUCAGAUCUUGGAUAGCCAUACUGUUGGGACUACAUGUGCAGUUCUACCAGGCUACAUCCUGUCCAGAGGAGUGUCGCUGUGACAAAACCUUUGUUUACUGUAACGAACGGAGUCUAACAUCAGUGCCUCUUGGAAUACAGGAGGGUUAUAAGACUCUCUACCUCCACAACAACCAAAUCAACAAUGCUGGAUUUCCUGUAGAGCUGCACAACGUCGCCUCUGUCGAAACAGUUUAUCUGUAUGGCAACCAGCUGGAUGAAUUUCCCCUAAAUUUACCCAAAAAUGUCCGGGUACUCCACCUUCAGGAGAAUAAUAUCCAAACAAUCUCCAGAGCAGCCCUGGCUCAGCUCUCCAAGCUGGAGGAGCUGCACCUGGAUGACAAUUCCAUAUCCACUGUAGGGGUGGAGGAGGCCGCCUUUCGGGAAGCUGUCAGCCUUAAGCUCUUGUUUUUGACUAAGAACCACCUGAGCAGUGUUCCGAUUGGUCUGCCAAUGGACCUGAAGGAGUUGCGGCUGGACGAGAACCGCAUUGCAGUCAUCGCGGAAGAAGCGUUUAAGAAUGUCACGGAACUGGAGCGCCUCAUCCUGGAUGGAAACCUGCUCACCAAUGAAGGGAUUGCCUCAGGCACCUUCCAGGAUUUAGUUAAUCUCAGAGAGCUGUCCAUGGCCCGCAACUCCCUCACCGUCCCUCCCCCGAACCUCCCGGCCGAGUUUUUAGUCAAACUCAACUUGCAGGAUAAUCAAAUGAAUGAGAUCCCUGUGACAUCCUUCUCCAACCUCCGCCAGCUCGAGAAACUGGAUAUUUCAAACAACCAGCUGCAGUCUCUGACAGAGGGAGUCUUUGAUGGCCUUUUCAGCCUGAGACAGCUCACUGUUCGCAACAACUUGUGGCACUGUGACUGCAACAUUAAAUGGGUCAUCGUGUGGUUAAACUCUCUGCCAGGGACUCUCAACGUCCGCGGAUUUAUGUGCCAAAAGCCUGAGAGGGUACGCGGCAUGGUAAUCAGAGAGCUCAACAUGGACCUGAUCCAGUGCCCGAGCAGCACGGCGCCUGUGCCACAUUUCACACACCUGCCCACCCGCCUUCCCCUCAUCACCUCCACCAAACCUGCCUCGGUUACAUCCUUCUCACAUCCAUCCAAUCUACCUUCGCCCACACCAUCCUCCCAUCCCAUCGUUCCCCUGCCGACGUUAGACGGAGAUGGCGAACACAGGACUAAACUUUCCGACCCCCCCCACCGUGAACCUCUUCAGAUUUCCUUUCACAUUGUGAAUGACACUUGUGUUCAGGUAAGCUGGAUGUCUGUCUUUUCUGUCAUGGCCUUUAAGGUGUCUUGGGUAAAGAUGGAUCACAGCCUGACAGGUGACACUGUGCAAGAGAGACUGGUGAGCGGUGAGCAUCAGAGGCUAAGCCUAGGCAAUCUGGAGCCUCAGUCCACAUAUCGCAUUUGUGUAGUCCCAUUAGAUGCUUUCAAUAACUACCAUUCUGCAGACGAUGCAAUUUGUUCAGAGGCGACGACUAAGUCUGCUUCUUUUGACUCCAAUAACAAGGCCACUGGCCCAGAGCAAGCCACCCAGCAGGACCCAAGCUCUCCAUUUUUGCUGGCUGGAUUGAUAGGCGGAGCAGUGAUUGUUGUCCUGGUGGUGCUGUUGAGUGUAUUUUGCUGGCAUAUGCACAAGAAAGGAAGGUCCUCUUCAUCAAAGUGGAAAUAUAACCGAGGGAGAAGAAAAGAUGAUUACUGUGAAGCAGGGACAAAGAAGGAUAACUCUAUCCUCGAAAUGACUGAAACCAGCUUUCAGAUAGUCUCCUUAAAUAAUGAACAGCUCCUCAAAGGAGAUUUCCGAAUACAACCCAUUUACACCCCAAACGGGGGCAUCGGCUUCAGAGACUGUCAGUUCGGGAACAACAGCAUAGCAUACUGCAAGAACAAUGUUCCAGACACAGAUUUCUGCCAUACAUGA
Megalops cyprinoides (Indo-Pacific tarpon) is the source of this 2569-nucleotide messenger RNA. Its product is annotated as leucine-rich repeat transmembrane protein FLRT2. The coding region runs from base 563 to 2569 and encodes 668 amino acids. NCBI's taxonomy places the organism in Eukaryota, Metazoa, Chordata, Actinopteri, Elopiformes, Megalopidae. Gene Ontology annotation, molecular function: protein binding. The transcript has 2 exons. The record is from RefSeq and is a predicted model, not a curated record.